AUGACAGUUGACACCUCGACGAUCAUCAAAGUCCGGCAAUACCGUCCUGAAGAUCAUGCCCAAGUCACCAGGAUCUACGCACAAGGUCUGAUGGCGGCCGAUCCCAUUCCAGAAUACCGCUAUCUGUGGGAAGAGCUACUGCACAAGGACCUGACAAACGAUCUCGCUGACAUCGAAGGCAGUCACAUGGCUGCGGGUGGAAACUUCUUGGUCGCGGUGGCGACAGCAGACGGAUCCAGCAAGAUCGUGGGCAUCAUCGGUUUGUUGCGCGUAUCUGAAGAUGUCGGACAGAUCCGACGCGUGUUUGUGGAUCCCAACUAUCAACGCAUGAGUGUAGGGCGGAAAAUGAUCGCAGAGCUUGAGAGCUGGGUUCAGAAGAACGGAGUCAAGAGCGUGUUCUUGACGACGAACGCGAACAAUGAGAAGCCACAAGCAUUUUACACUGCACUCGGAUACACCAAAGUGGACGAAGGGCAGAUUCUCCCAGAAGCGCACGACAUCAUCAACUUUCGUGUAUCCGAGAGCGGUGUAGAACGCCAACGCCUGCUUCUUCUUGGGGUUCGUUGUCAGGAACAGACGUUCGAUUCCUUACUCCUUCGCCCAGCUUUCAAGUUCCACCAUGAGCUUCCGUCCUACCCCCAUGCGUUGGCAAUUCGAGUCAACAAACAGACGUCGGACCUCGCCAACGUUGUCAGAUCUACGCUGUAA
Molecule: messenger RNA, 708 nt
Organism: Phytophthora infestans T30-4
Lineage: Eukaryota; Oomycota; Peronosporomycetes; Peronosporales; Peronosporaceae
Product: acetyltransferase (GNAT) family, putative
Exons: 2
Coding region: 1-708 (235 amino acids)
Molecular function (GO): N-acetyltransferase activity
Source: RefSeq, a predicted model, not a curated record